Messenger RNA from Achroia grisella, 6405 nucleotides. RefSeq names its product zinc finger protein 774-like (gene jim). The record is from RefSeq and is a predicted model, not a curated record. The coding region runs from base 380 to 2332 and encodes 650 amino acids. The transcript is spliced from 3 exons. NCBI's taxonomy places the organism in Eukaryota, Metazoa, Arthropoda, Insecta, Lepidoptera, Pyralidae.
CCGCGGCGGACGCCGGCCGCAUCCAAAACAUUCUAUUAUUUUGUAUUACGUGUUUCAUUUCGCGUAGAGUUUUGGACGGCGCUAGUUUUGCGGCGCGAAAUGUGCACUAAAUUGUGACUUUGGACAUUAAAAAUUAAAAUGGAGUACCGCGAACGGUUUUCGUCAAUCAAAAACAAUAUUUGUCGGCAAAAUUUUUGGUAAACACCGCAACUAAACGCAGUUCAAACUAGAUUUUAUUUUCCAUUUCUUUUCUCACAAACCCAAACAGUUAACAAAGUUUUUGUUUGCGUAUGUUAUGUUUUUUUAAUGAACCGGUAACAAACUGUAGAGCGACAGACUAGAGGGAAUAGAAGUUGGGGAGCAGAGAAAAGAAGAGAAGAUGGCGCUUGCUUCUUCCGUGAGCCUGUACUACUCGAUAGUGCAGCGGGCAGCUAGGCACUACCUAGAGGAUUACUGUCAUACAGAUACGACAGCGCCAUACGUGCUAUACAAAGAUGGCGUUGAACGCGCUCCACCUGGCACCCAAUGGGGCGGAGGCGUCCUCGACGGGGGCUAUCAGCCAAUGCAGCACCAGAGUCCUGGCGGGCCCUCGCCGCAACCCGAGCCACAACUCGCUUCGCCAGCGCCAUCCUCACCGUAUCCCUCUGCACCACCCCCUCCAGAUCCAACAGGAGCCGCUGAAGACGCAGCACAACAACUCGCACAACAACAAGCUCAACAGCAAGCGCAGCAACAACAGCAGCAACAACAACAGACAUCACCAGAACAUAUGCAAGUCGAACAGCAGCUACAGAGCCAGCCGCAACCGCAACCGCCUUCCCAAGACCACCUGGAUAGGACGCCAUGCUUUGUACCACAACCGGAUUUACAACAGCAAUACGCUACACCUUAUUUUAAAGAGACUAGACCCACUAGUCACAUGCUCGGAACAGGCGGUUUCCCUCUACAUUACUUAAAACAGAAUGGCGUUCUAUCUCUGGAAGGACCAAUUGAUCAAUAUGGGGCACCUGAACUCCGUCACUUACCAGACAUUGUCCAACCUGAACCUCCGAAGCCACGAAAGCAUAAUCCGAACUCGGAGUUGCGGCUUUUCAAAUGCUUGACAUGCGGUAAAGACUUUAAACAGAAGUCGACAUUACUGCAGCAUGAGCGGAUCCACACGGACUCGAGACCUUACGGGUGUCCAGAAUGCGGCAAGCGGUUUCGCCAGCAGUCACAUCUGACCCAACACCUCCGCAUCCACGCGAACGAGAAGCCAUACGCGUGCGUCUACUGCCCGCGUUCGUUCCGGCAGCGAGCCAUCCUGAACCAGCACCUUCGCAUCCAUUCCGGUGAGAAGCCAUAUACGUGCGGCGAGUGCGGCAAACAUUUCCGCCAGAAGGCCAUCCUGAACCAGCACGUCCGCACACACCAAGACGUUUCGCCGCAUCUGAUUUUCAAGAACGGGACGACGCCUACCCUUUGGCCCCAGGAUGUGCCAUUUCCGGCUGAUGAAAACAAAGAGGAGGUGCAAUCGACAUACGGUGAUGCUGAUGGACAAAACGGAGACCCACGCGGAUCAUGUUUCUCACCCGGCGAUACGGCCCAAUAUCCUGCUUACUUCAAAGACACUAAAGGUCUCAAUCAUACAGUCUUCGGCUCUGGACUUUCUUUACAAUACUUAAAAGGUGGGAAACUACCUGAUGUUCUCGGUGGUCGUGCGAUGCCCCUAUAUGUCCGUUGUCCUAUUUGCCAGAAAGAAUUCAAACAAAAGUCAACGCUUCUUCAACAUGGUUGUAUUCAUAUAGAAUCCCGGCCUUAUCCUUGUCCAGAGUGUGGCAAACGUUUUCGACAACAAUCACAUCUAACGCAACAUCUUCGCAUUCACACAAACGAAAAACCAUACGGUUGCGUGUACUGUCCCAGAUUUUUCCGUCAACGGACUAUUCUCAAUCAGCAUCUACGUAUUCAUACAGGUGAAAAACCAUACAAAUGCACACAAUGCGGGAAAGAUUUCAGGCAGAAGGCGAUACUGGAUCAGCACACACGAACGCACCAAGGUGACCGGCCUUUCUGUUGUCCGAUGUCGAAUUGCCGGCGGCGGUUCGCAACCGAACCUGAGGUUAAGAAGCACAUCGACAACCAUAUGAAUCCGCAUGCGGCUAAAGCAAGACGUGCCGAUGCCGCGAAGACGCCACGGCCGCUGCCUCCGGCGGCGGCGGUGGUGAAGCCCGAGCUGUACUUCCCGCAGUGCUACGCACCGUUCCAGCAGUUCCCGGCGACGAGCGGCGCGCCCGAGUUCAAGCCGGCCGUGGGGCCCGGCGCGCCGGUGGCCUGCCUGCCGGCCCAGUGACCCGCGCCUCCGCCUCGAUGGCACCCCGCGCCCACACACGCGCCCCCACACCACGACCUUUACGUCGCCGACCGACUGUACAAUUAAACUUUUUGGUGCGCCUCGUCUUCACCGUUAUGAUGAUAGAGCAAGUAAAUGGUGCCCCGAAGUAGAAGUACAGUCCGGCCUUAAAACAGUAUACGACUCGCGUUGCGAGCUUUGUAAUGAAAAUUAUUAUUCGGAUCGCUGUAAAACAAGCUUCGAUCUGUAAAUAAUGACAUUGUUUAUAUUCUACCGAAAGUCUGUCGCGAAUGUACAGUAUAAAAGUUCAUCAUGAAUAGUGUUACCGUUGAGGAGCGAAUUCAGAUAGCAUUUUUUGCCCCGUAAUAUUAAGUUACCACGUAAGAGUUAGGUUUCGCGGUGAUUCUUCUUGAAACGAUCGAAAUCAUUGAAAUGUAAGCAGAUCGAACCAGAGAUUAGAAUUUAAAGCUCUACGUUGAAAACUAAAAGUAAGAAUUGAUCUUUUACCAUAAUUGCAAUAUUUCGCGAUGAAUGUUUCCGGUACAGUGCUGUGCCUAUUGUAAUAAAUAUACAUAUUUUGUAGAUAUAUUAAGUUAAUUUUAUUUACGAGUAUUAAGGGAUAUAAUCUGGCAAACGGGGGGAGAUUAGAUGAAUUCAUGAUGCUCAAAAUAUCUUUAAAGUAAUAUGGUAAUGUAAGAAUUUACGCGGUAACUUUAGGUCCAAAUUUAGAAAAAAUUCGGAGAGUAAUACAUCAGAGAACAGAAGCAUGAAAGCAAACCAAAAACGUAGGUUACCUUUUGCCAUCUAAAUACAUAUUUUUUUUUAGUACUUACACAAUGUUCCGUUAAUGCAUUUACGUGAAUAUUAAUAAACGAGAUUACCGAGAUGUCUCUGUCAUCACUAUAGGUGCCAAAUAGUGUAGUGUUUUUUGAAUUUUUCUACCAUUUUCUAUUAUAGUUGGCCUAGUUUAGGUUGUUACCAGUUUUAUCAACGAUUACGUGACAAUUUGAGAUGCAUUUAAGAGGAAAGGGUCAGACUGAGAAAGGACUGUGAUAGCUAGGUAGGUUAGGUGUCUAUUUCGCUCACUUAGCGUUAAACUUGGUAUGUUGUGACGAAAUGUGAUUGAAAGUCCCUAUUGGAGGAGUGAUUGCAUAAGAGUUGUUCGAAUUUUCAUUUUUUUAAUUGAAUUUGCUUUUGUAAUUAUACGUAACUCGAAAUUGCCAAACGUCUUUGUAAAAUUGAGUUUUAUGUUCCUAAUAUAUCGAAAUUUCGCAUUUAAAUAGGUCCGAUUCUUUUGUGUCGGUUCAUUGCUUUUCUUUAUUGACUGAUUCGAUAACGUAAUGUUCGAAGAGUGAGAUUAGAAUAUUACAUUGAUGUAAUGUAACGCGUGUGAUGUCGCAAAGUGCUUUGUCGUAGUUUGAUCCAGGAAAGGAAGAAUAUGCCAGAAUAAUAUUAUUUCUAAAUAAUUAUUAUAGAUUAGAUUAUCGACUCUCGAAUUACAAAGCAAUUCGAUCAUUCAUCGCGAAAUACACUUAGAAGUUAGGAAGAUUAAAGAUAUUAUAUGAAUUUGUGGCGUUGUUGAAAUACCCUGGUGAUGAAGAGUGCGUCCUGCAUUAUUUCACGUCCACAGAAUAUAUUAUACAGUGCAUAAUGUAGACAUAGGAACUAUACGGAAUUAUUUUAAACACGCCCAAACAUAUUGUAGUUUAAGCGUAAAGAGGGACAGAUAUAUCAAAUAUAUCGUUUCUGAUAAUGUUUCAUUUAAAUAACGCAAUACAAUGGAGUCGAUGAGACUAUAAACUGUAACAGCGUCAGGGUAUUUCAUCAGGCUUUUUAACGUUUUUAUCAUCUCUGUUUGUAUCUAUAGACGACAUAUAUAGCUUAUUUUACGAUAUUGUGAUGGUUUCGUUUUCCUACAGCACAAUAAGAACUGUUAUGUAUCAAAACUGAUACGUAGAUGUAAUAAUAAUAUUUGAAUUUGUGGGAGUCACACGACACGUUGAUACCAAUAAUUUAUCACUUCUAGAAGUGAAUAAUGCAAUAUUAAGUUUAGUGGAUUUUGUGUGUUAUUUUUAUGACGAAUUAUGCAUUGGACAGUUAUGAAAAUUACAAGCGAGCCAGUUUUGUUUGGCAACUAAUUUGCUGCACAACGGAGUACAUACAUCUGCUGUAAGCAGAGAGAAAAGUUUAAAGAAAAUGGCACUUAUAGUUUUGAUAUUUAAUGCGAUUUUCUUAAAACUAGUUUUCUCGACUUACUGCGUAUAUAUGUAAUUGUGCGGCAGUAUCAAAACUGGCCGCAUCCCGCAGCGUCUUCUCAGGAUGCAGUUUUGUUUACUGGUUGAUUUUCCUAUCAAACUUUUGGAGGUUUACAAACUAAAAACACCAUUAUCGAAGAGUAUUAGAGUAUUAUCUUCCGUGACUGAAGUUUUCCACAAUGUUCACAACGUGUGAUCCUCCGAGGUGCGCGCGACGCCCCCGCCCCCGCUACAAGCAGUAAUGAUAAGUUUCCGUUUCUACUCAUUGAGGUAUUAUAUACAAAUGUACUAAAGUAGACGCCGCACAAAUGCAGCGAUAGAGCCGCACUUUACAGGGCCACUUUUACAGUCGCUAGCAUCGUCAUGUAGGUAGAUAACUAUUUGUUUACAAAAAUAAGUUAUCUGCUUAAAAUAGUCCCUGGCUUGUGUUAUAAUAUAGUAGUAAGUAGUAAAAGAUAUAUAAAUGUUACAUUCGUUUUAUAAUUCUCUUGGAUUACUUCCGCACACGAAUGAAGCUAGACUAGCUUCCAAUGUCCACUGUAGUACCUACAUAAUACCUCAAUGUCCUUCUAUAGUUUAUAUACACCACAUACAGACAGCCUUAAACAAUAUUAGCUAAUAAGUAUUUUUAUACAGUUCAUGAGAUAUAAAUAUAUUAUUCAAUAUAUAGGGGCGGGAGCGUCGCGGCGCGCUCUAGUACAAAGUUUGAAUACAAACAACACAGUGCCAUAGCCGUGAAAUAACCUCAGAUUUAUACUUAUUAGAUUUUUAUACCGAUACAAAUGGAUUUAAUUUUUAAAUAUAAACAAAGGUGAUUAAGUAUACAGAGAUUACAGAUGAUAUUUUAUACAUUUAUUACAUACAAUUAUUAUUAUAAAAGUCAUAACGUUAGUGUCCUAUAGGUACCUAUUGCAGUUGCAACAUGUUACGUACCUAAGUAUGUGAAAAACUGAUUUUUGUAUAAUUUUAAGUUGUGCAAAAUUGAUAUAUUUUCAUCAAUUCUGCAUAACUUACAUCACAGAUAUAUGUAGCUUGUCGAAUCGACGUCUAAUGCAGAUGUAAAUGGUAAAUUUAAUUUAUCGAUCAGGUGACAUUAUAUUAAAAAAAAUCUGCUUCUUGCUUAAUGAAUAUCGAAAGGUAUUCAUAAAAAUUCGCACAAUGGUUAUUUUUCAGCGUGGUUAUUGUAAAUACAUAUCAUUGGAAAGUUUUCAGGCAGUGUUGCAAUUAAUUGUUUCGUUACAGUAGAAAGAAAAACGUGCGAGAAAAUAUACUUCUAAGGCGAUGUAAUAAAUUACUAUACCAUUUCCAGAACUUUCUAAAAACAGUUGUAAGAAUUCCUUCCCACGCUGUUAUGUUCAAAUUGCUCAUUUUGUUAAGUUUUGCUCAAAUAUUUGUGUAUGUAAGUACCUAUUACGUUCAUUAUAGUAACAUUAUUAGCAUACUUUACGUACGAGAAGUUAUUGUAUAAUACUUAUUUGAGAGCACGGUUUUGCUUUUCUUAUGAAACUAUUUGUUAAGUAAUCCAAUCUUGUUCUACCGAUUAAGUACGAUAUUGGACAUGUUGCGGUCGACGCGGAUUGAGACGAGCAUUCAUCACUAAAUUCAUCACAGUGAGCCGUCCAAUUCGAAUGUUCAUCAAUGUAUUCAUCAUCGAUUGUAGUUUUCAGUUUUUGACAAGAAUUUUCUCUACUACAUUAAGUUUUACGUGUUCCUAGCGUUUAAAAUACGUAAUCUAUAAUCUAGAGGUUCUUUUACCUUACAUUUUUGAUAAACUCAUAUUGUCUAUCUAUUUAAGUAUAUUUUCUGUUUCAUACUGAA